GUUUAGUCUUUGUUAAUUUAUCGAAUCAGUUCUUAACAUCGAAAUGGCAAUAGCCCUUCAUAAUGUAACAGUAUUAGGAAAAACGGUUCAUUUCAAAGAAAAGAAAUCUUUCGUUUUGGGGAGGAAAACUAGGGUUUUAUGCGGUGUUGCCAUGCGAAAUAGGAAUAACAACAAUUUUUAUGAGUUGCUUUCUCUUGAUCCUUCCCGGAAAAAGAUAGGGUUUGAUGAAAUCAAGAGAGCUUAUAGGAGUCAAGCUCUUAAGUUCCAUCCAGACACUUGUUCUUCUUCAACAAAAGAUGAGUCAACGAGGCAUUUUCUCGAGAUUAAAAAGGCAUACGAGACGCUUUCUGAUCCGAUUUUGAGAGAGAUCUACGACGAGGACCUCAGGUUUGGUUGUGAUGGAGAGGGAAAAAGAAGGAAUGGUAUGAUGAUGGUGAAAAGAGGGAGUAAAGAGUUUUCGAGGGAAGUUUUGCAAAGGCAGCUCAGUGGACUGAAGAAGCGAUCAAUGGAAAGAGUGGGGAAGAAAAUUCAUUAAUUAAAUAAUCCUAGUGGAAGCAUAAUACUAUUAUAAAAAUGCUUUUUAAUUUUUUUUUUCCCCAUUUCAUUCCAAAUGUUAGGC
Molecule: messenger RNA, 619 nt
Organism: Oldenlandia corymbosa var. corymbosa
Lineage: Eukaryota; Viridiplantae; Streptophyta; Magnoliopsida; Gentianales; Rubiaceae
Source: the annotation of a GenBank genome assembly